This is a messenger RNA of Chelonia mydas (Green sea turtle), 4968 nucleotides long. RefSeq names its product caveolae associated protein 1 (gene CAVIN1). Bases 200 to 1285 code for a protein of 361 amino acids. Gene Ontology annotation, biological process: termination of RNA polymerase I transcription; transcription initiation at RNA polymerase I promoter. The record is from RefSeq and is a predicted model, not a curated record. NCBI's taxonomy places the organism in Eukaryota, Metazoa, Chordata, Testudines, Cheloniidae. Gene Ontology annotation, molecular function: rRNA primary transcript binding. Gene Ontology annotation, cellular component: cytoplasm; caveola. The transcript is spliced from 2 exons.
GACAGCUUUGCAGAGCUGUGCCAUUUGAAUUUAAGCUCGCACAUACACACACACACACAGCCACGCACUGUGCUCUCCAUUUCUGGCUUGCCUCCCAGCACAGAGUUGAGCUAGAGCUCGGGUUAAGUUUUUUCUUCUCACUCUGCUCCCUGCAGCGACAGCUUCUCCAGGCUCUGCUAGUCGGGACUCCCAAGCAAGCAUGGCGGACACCCCUUUGCAAAUUAUUGAGCAGCCCGCUCCUUCCGAGACCUCCGAGGAGCAAGCAGCUGAGGAGCCGAUUAAAUCAGACCAGAUCAAUGGCGUGAUGGUGCUCACCCUUCUGGACAAGAUCAUCGGGGCAGUGGAUCAGAUCCAGCUGACCCAGACGCAGCUGGAGGAGAGGCAACAAGAGAUGGAUAGCGCAGUGGCCAGCAUCCAGGGGGAACUGACCAAGCUCACCAAAGCACACACCACCACCAGCAACACCGUGAACAAGAUGCUGGAGAAAGUACGCAAGGUGAGCGUCAAUGUGAAAACCGUCCGGCAGAACCUGGAGAAGCAAGCCGGGCAGAUCAAGAAGCUGGAGGUCAACGAGGCGGAGCUGUUGAAGCGAAGGAACUUCAAAGUCAUGAUCUACCAGGAUGAAGUGAAGCUCCCGGCCAAGCUGAGCAUCAGCAAGUCUUUGAAGGAGACCGAGAGGGAAGAGAAGGAAGAGGAGGGCGUGGAGGUGCCUGUGGACGAGGACCGCGCCGAUGAGGACCGAAUCCAGCUCUCCUCAGAUGAGGAGGUGGAGGUUGAAGAGACCAUCGAGGAGUCCCGAGCAGAGCGGAUCAAGAGAAGUGGCAUGAAGAGGGUGGAUGACUUCAAGAAGGCUUUCUCCAAGGAGAAGAUGGAGAAGACCAAGCUAAAGACCAAGGAGAAUUUGGAGAGGACCAAACACAACUUGGAGAAGACCCGGCACAACCUGGAGAAGAGGAUGAACAAGCUGGGCACCAAGAUCGUAACCACUGAGAGGAGGGAGAAGAUGAAAACCUCUCGAGACAAGCUGAAGAAAUCCUUCACUCCCGACCACCCCAUCUACACCAGGUCCAAGACAGCAGUCUACAAGGUGCCACCCUUCACCUUCUACGUCAAGAAGAUCAGAGAGGGCGAGGUGGAGGUGAAAGCCACGGAGAUGGUGGAGGUGGGAGGAGAAGAGGCCGAGAACACGGAGCUGCUGAGGGAGGAGAGCCCUGAGAUGCACACGCUGCUGGAGAUCACGGAGGAGUCGGACGCAGUGCUGGUGGACAAGAGCGACAGUGAGUAGGAUGGGUGGCGGCACGGGAUGGACGGCUGAACACAUAACCUUUCACACUGCAAAAUCUCUCUUCGCCCCACGCGUCCUGGGGAACGUGUACCCGUCGUAUCAUUAUUCCUCUGGACGUCCAAGCCGACCCCCCGCCAUCCCAGACGAGGUGUCGUUUAUAUUUUAGUUUUAGCACACGGAGGAGUUAGGAACACCGGACUGUUUUCCUUACACUCGUUGUGGAGACCAUUCCUGCUGGCAGCCCUGUGAGAGCUUGCUAGCCACCAGGGACCCCGCUGAGUGGAAGCGUGCUAAAACCAAGAUAACUGCUGUACACCUGGGAACAUCCCUCUUUGCAGCUCUCCAAGACCUGAUGUCUAGAAUGCUUCUUGCCCGGCAAACUGCCCAGUGCUGGAGACCCCCCAGUCUGUCAGCCCGAGCAGCCAUCCCCCCAGGCAGAUGGAGGGGAACGCAGGAGCCCAGCUGGCUAGCAAGAGCAGAGAGAUGUUUCCCCCCCCGCCCGAAUGCCAGUUCCCGGGGCCGGGUGGUCUGGAAGAUCUCCAGCGGAAGGUGGAUCUCUGACAUGUCUUAGCAUGUGGCGAGGGAAGGGUUAAGCCGAUCCCACAGGCGAGUAGAGCACGUGUGAGGAUGGGCAAUGCCACAUGGGGCUGGGAAGGGCUCCCUGCCACUUCCUGACCCCAGAGGUUCAAAGAGUUAAUGGGCCAGUUCUGGAGAACCCAGCAUUGUGUAACACUUGGACAACAUGGGCUCCACAUUGCCUGGGUGGCAGCGAGAGCCCCUGGCAACGCGGGCAUCCUACACACACACACAGGACCCUGUCACUGCUGCCGGCUACACCGGGGCCACCCCAGGCCUUACCGGGACUGCCCCACAGGAACGGAGAGCUGAGCAUGUGCCUCACGCUCCUGUGUGUGUGUCUACAGUGCCCACGGCACAGGGGCGUAACCGUCCGCCGGCUGGGGCCCGCAACCACUUUGCUCCAGGAGGCUCGCUGUCACCCGCAGGGAGCUGCGUCGAGUCGGGUGUCCCACCCCGUCACCGGAGAGCGAGCCCUGUACCAUGUGGCAUCAGCAGCCGGGAGGUGCACGGUCGCUGGCCGGGGGAGGGUGCAGGCCGGGGGUGCUGCACGGUCACUGGCCGGGGGAGGGUGCAGGCCGGGGGUGCUGCACGGUCGCUGGCCGGGGGAGGGUGCAGGCCAGGGGUGCUGCACGGUCGCUGGCCGGGGGAGUGCAGGCCGGGGGAGCUGCACGGUCACUGGCCGGGGGAGUGCAGGCCAGGGGAGGGUGCAGGCCGGGGGAGCUGCACGAUCACUGGUUGGGGGAGGGUGCAGGCCGGGGGAGGGUGCAGGCCGGGGGAGCUGCACGGUCACUGGCUGGGGGAGGGUGCAUGCCGGGGGAGCUGCAUGGUCACUGGCCGGGGGAGUGCAGGCCAGGGGAGGGUGCAGGCCGGGGGAGCUGCACGGUCACUGGCCGGGGGAGGGUGCAGGCCGGGGGAGGGUGCAGGCCAGGGGAGCUGCAUGGUCGCUGGCCGGGGGAGGGUGCAGGCCGGUGGAGCUGCACGGUCACUGGUUGGGGGAGGGUGCAGGCCGGUGGAGCUGCACGGUCACUGGCCGGGGGAGGGUGCAGGCCAGGGGAGCUGCACGGUCACUGGCUGGGGGAGCGUGCAGGCCGGGAGAGCUGCACGGUCACUGGCCGGGGGAGGGUGCAGGCCGGGGGAGCUGCACGGUCGCUGGCCGGGGGAGGGUGCAGGCCGGGGGAGGGUGCAGGCCGGGGGUGCUGCACGAUCACUGGCCGGGGGAGGGUGCAGGCCGGGGGAGGGUGCAGGCCGAUGGAGCUGCACGGUCACUGGCCGGGGGAGGGUGCAGGCCGGGAGAGCUACACGGUCACUGGCCGGGGGAGGGUGCAGGCCAGGGGAGCUGCACGGUCACUGGCCGGGGGAGGGUGCAGGCCGGGAGAGCUGCACGGUCACUGGCCGGGGGAGGGUGCAGGCCAGGGGAGCUGCACGGUCGCUGGCCGGGGGAGGGUGCAGGUGGGGGUGCUGCACGGUCACUGGCCGGGGGAGGGUGCAGGCCGGGGGUGCUGCACGGUCGCUGGCCGGGGGAGGGUGCAGGUGGGGGUGCUGGAGGGCCCAGGGUGCGGCUGUGACUCAUUUCCAGGAGGGCUAGAGAACGUGCUGAUGCCACAGAAAGGGGACAGAGCAAGGAGCGCUCUUGGCCAGCCAGAGAGAAGUCUUGACACGAGUCUGUGGGCCUGAUCCUGAGCAGCUGAGUCUCUGCAGGGAGUCCCGGCACGGCUCAGGCUCAGGGCCCUACAUAUCCCCCCAGCCUCCCCGCUUGCUGCCAUGCUCACUUUCAUAGUUGAUGUCAGAUGCCCAGCGCAGUUCUAGGAUGCUUGAGCGCCAAGCGCCUGCUCCAGCUUUCCUAUCCGCACGCACCGCAGCUGCUUAGCGGGCUCCCUGCAGCCCUGGCAGCACGGAGGGAGGGGCCGCGUGUGCUGGGACACGGUGUGUCUCCUGACCAGCCGACGUCGGCUUUGGGGCUGGCAAUUCCCAACCCCCACCCUGCCCCUUUGCAGCCCCUCAGGUGGCAGGGGACACAGGGUGGUUUGGCUUGUGUUUGUGCCCAUCCUUCCCUUAGUUCAGACCCGCUGGGCACAGCCCAGCCCCUGGCACACGCGGCCGCCGUCCUGACUGCCAUAUGACACACAGGAGAGCAGAGUUUUGUUGUUAACGUAGCCACAAUAUAUAAACUUGCUUCUUUGUUAAGAGCAUUUUCUUUCUUAUUGCCCGUCCCACUCCCACCCCCGGGGUCCUUCCCCUGCAGCAAAGCUCACGGCCUGCCCAGCCAUGCCCAGGCCAAAGUGGGCACGGCCGCAGCCCCUGGGCUCUGUGCCAGGCUCCCUGGUGGGUUCUCGCUAAGCCACGAGAAGGCAUCUCUGGACCCCUGUGCUGCCCCCACGGAUGGGCAGGAAGAGAUGGGGUUGGAUGGGUCUUUGCCAUGCUCUGCCCUUCCCUGCCAACCCCAUGAUGGCACCACCACUGGGGGGGGAUGCCAGGCCCCAGGCAGUGGCAGUCCCCGGGGGGCAGGGGAGCCUUGCUUGCCCUCGGUUGGGAUCUUUGCUCACUGCCGGAGCUGCCCUUCGCUGUUCGCCACGGGCACCCCCCGCAGCUGGCGGAGAAACCAGAUGUUCUGCAGCCCCCCAGCCCAGGGCAGGCCGAGUCUUCGCCCCUCUGCCUAGGGCCAUUCCUUCAGCAUGUGCGUGGGGACCCAGUGACUGGCUGUGCCCCGCACCCCCCCGUGCAGCCCAGCCCAUGGCAGGGGAGGUGCCAGCUGGUGAAGGAGUGGCCAGGGCAGGGGGCUGUUCACCCUCUGUCUGUUUCCAGGGGCCCAUCUAUUGUUUUUUACAGAUAUAUUUUUCUUACCGAGAAGCAGAGUAAGCAACUCCCAGGGCACAGACGGGCGCUUGGCUCGAGCGGCCCAAGGCCACCAGGGUUUGGUACCGCACUAAGCAGCUCUGACCCCGGAGGGAGGGAGCCGAGCGGGUCCACGGGGCAGAGCGCGAGUCCUGGGCCCUCCCGAGCCCAAGGUGAUGAGCUGGGGGCCAUGGGAGGCGGGCGGAGCUUUAUCCAUUUUCUAUGACUGCAUCCUGGUGAGCAGCCCGACCAAUAAAGUUUCUUUUCUAAAA